Hydra vulgaris (swiftwater hydra) is the source of this 1880-nucleotide messenger RNA. Lineage: Eukaryota; Metazoa; Cnidaria; Hydrozoa; Anthoathecata; Hydridae. The record is from RefSeq and is a predicted model, not a curated record.
AUGUAAACAAGCAGCACUAAAUGGCAGCACGUGCAAAAUGGCUGAUAUUGAGUUGACUUUUGAAAAAAAAAUUCAUUUAUUUGCAUUUGCUUGCAAAACACUUUUAAGCAAAGAUGCAUCAUGUUCUUCUACUUGAACCUUUUUAUGGGGGUUCUCAUAAACAACUGAUUGAUUAUUUGGUCGAAAUUUUACAUGCAAAAGAUAUAGAAGUCACCAAAAUCACAAUGACUGAUAAAAAGUGGCACUGGAGAUUAAGGACUAGUGCAUUAUAUUUUGCAGAACACAUUCCUAAAGAGAGGGUUUUUAGCUGUAUUUUUGUCUCAUCAGUAAUUAACUUGGCAGAGUUGAUUGGUUUGCGACCAGACUUAAUCAAAGCAUUUAAAAUUUUAUACUUUCAUGAGAAUCAACUUAUUUAUCCUGUUCGAAAACAACAAGAUAGGGACUUUCAAUAUGGCUAUAAUCAAAUAGUUUCAACUUUGUCUGCAGAUGUGAUUCUUUUUAAUUCUUUAUAUAAUAUGGAAUCAUUUCUUGUUAAUUUGAACAGUUUUUUAAAGUUAAUGCCUGAUUAUCGCCCCAAAUUUCUACCAGAAAAAAUCAAACCAAAGUGUGCUGUGCUCUACUUUCCUUUAAAAUUAUCUUUACUCCCUGUGAAUUGCAAACCAUCUAGUGGUGCUUUGCACAUAACUUGGCCGCACAGAUGGGAACAUGAUAAAAAUCCUCAGGAAUUUUUUCAAGUGUUGUUUGAUCUUAUUGAUUGUGGGCUAAAUUUUAAAGUGUCUGUGCUGGGUCAGUGCUACUCCGAAGUUCCUGAUUGUUUUAACGAAGCUUACAUAAAAUUAUCCAAUCAUAUUGCUAAUUGGGGUUUUCAAAAAUCAAAGGAAAGUUAUAUGGAAAUACUUAGAGAAACAGAUGUUGUGAUAUCUACAGCAAGCCAUGAAUUUUUUGGUGUUUCAAUGUUGGAAGCUGUUUCUGUUGGUUGUUAUCCAUUGUGUCCAAAUCGACUUGUUUAUCCAGAGUUUUUUCCUGAGUGUUAUCUUUAUAAUACAAAACAACAACUGUUUAAAAAGCUUAAACAAUUUUGCAAAAGACCAGAUUUAGUAAGGAAUCAUCAAAGUAAGUUUGAGCAUACUAUUAUGUGGAUAAUACUCGGUAAUACUCGAUAGUAUCUCGGUAAUGCAGUUGUUGUAUAUUUAUCUCUUACUAUUAUUACAGUGUGUUCAGAAACUUUACAAAGAUUGAAAAUUUUGUAAAAUUUUUUGAUAUCUAGAUGAUAUAAUAUAAAUAUAUAAUAUUUGAUAUGUUGAUAUAAAACUGUUACGUAAACUAAGUUAUUUUGUAGAGAAAAUCAAGAUUAUUAGUAAAAAAGAAUAUGUAUAGUUAAACUUUGCGCCUUAAAACAUACAAAAUACGUUUAAAACAUUACGUUUUCUUUCUUAUUGCUAAUUUUUCUACUUGCUUUGGUUUUGUAUUUUUUUUGCUUCUUUAGUAUAUUUUGUUAUUUCUUUUGUGCAAGUUUUAAACUUUUUGUUUUUAUGUUUUUUAAUUUUGUUUUCUUAUUUUUAAAAUUUGAUUUUUAGUUCCCAGUGGGCAUGCGUCGUCCUACGUCCGUAGGACGUCUUACGGAUGUCUGGACAUCCGUGGUUCUUCCAACGGACGUUCCUCGAACGACGCAUGCCCACUGGGUUAUUGCUAAUUUAUUUUAAUAUCGUUUCAUUUGUGCCAUUUUUGAAUAUAAAAUUUUUAAAGUUAUUUUAUGAACUCUUUUUUAUAUUAGAUUUGUUCAUCCACUUUAGGUAAAUCUUUUGCAAUUUGACAGCAAUCGGCUGCGUGAUGAAUAUCUAUGUUAUUUACUUAAAGAAAAUAACUAAUUUUUUACAAUA